CUUCACUGCCACUCACUCCAGUACAAAUUCCACCAACCGACCGCACGAUGCUAAGGAUUUGUUCUGUUUAAGUUGAUGGCGCACUCGUCCCUGCCGCAAGUUCGCCUCGAUGUUGCGUUUCGCUCGCGGCCUCUGCUCCCGCCUACGCCGCCGCGGUCGCGCCCUAGCCGCCGCGGCCCCCUCCGCACCGAACGACGGCCGACUCGGCGAAGGCAUCGCGCAUCGCACCGUCUUCGUGAACGGCAUCAACAUGCACGUUUCGGAAAAGGGCGACGGGCCGGUUGUCCUCCUCCUCCUCCACGGCUUCCCGGAGCUGUGGUACACCUGGCGUCACCAGAUGCACCGCCUCGCCGCGCUAGGGUAUCGCGCCGUCGCGCCCGACCUCCGCGGGUUCGGCGACACCGAGGUCCCGGCCGACCCCAGGGAUUACUCCAUUUUCCAUAUUGUCGGCGAUCUGAUUGAGCUUAUUGAUAAACUCGGCCAAGAUCAGGUGUUUGUUGUGGGGCAUGACUGGGGUUCAAUGGUCGCGUGGAAUCUGAGUAUGUUCCGGCCGGACAAGGUGAGGGCGAUGGUGAAUCUGAGCCAAGCCUUCACCCCUCGGAGUCCAUCAAGGAAGUCACUUGAGUACCUGCGGUCUGCAUUCGGAGAUGAUUACUACAUCUGCAGGUUCCAGGAACCUGGAAAAAUAGAAGCAGAAUUCGCUAGCUAUGGCACUGCAUGGGUUCUCAAGAAAUUUUUGACAUAUCGUAAUCCAGGUCCUUUCUACAUUACCAAAGAUCAAGGAUGGAGUUUACCUUCUGAAAUCCCUUUGCCUUCUUGGCUUUCUGAAUUUGACAUUGACUACUAUUCUAACAAAUACGAGAAGACUGGUUUCACAGGAGGUUUGAACUAUUAUCGAGCUCUUGACUUGAACUGGAACCUUACUGCACCAUGGACUAACGCGCGCAUAAAUGUACCUGUAAAGUUCAUCGUCGGUGAUCUAGACUUGACCUAUCACGCACCUGGUGCCCAAGAUUUCAUACACAAGGGCGGUUUGAAGAAUUUUGUACCAUCACUCAAGGAAGUAGUUGUCAUGGAAGGAGUAGGUCACUUCAUCAACGAGGAGAAACCUGAUGAAAUCAGUGAGCACAUUUCAGAUUUCAUCAAGAGUUUCUGAUAUUCAGCUUUGAUAUCUGCAUUUGAUGAUAAGUUGUGGUCGGGUCUCAUGAUUUAUGCUCUAAUAAGAUGCCCUGAAUGAUGUAUUUGUGUCUGUUAAUAAACUCGAGGUAGGUCAACCUCUUGUUACUAAAACAUGAGUGUUUGAACUGAUACAAUUUAGUGAAUCAAUACUACAUGAUUGGAGUGUCGCUAAUGUGAA
Messenger RNA from Zingiber officinale, 1357 nucleotides. Its product is annotated as epoxide hydrolase A-like. The record is from RefSeq and is a predicted model, not a curated record. The transcript is spliced from 4 exons. Lineage: Eukaryota; Viridiplantae; Streptophyta; Magnoliopsida; Zingiberales; Zingiberaceae. Gene Ontology annotation, molecular function: hydrolase activity. Bases 110 to 1156 code for a protein of 348 amino acids.